Oreochromis niloticus (Nile tilapia) is the source of this 2272-nucleotide messenger RNA. RefSeq lists its product as uncharacterized. Bases 237 to 1580 code for a protein of 447 amino acids. Lineage: Eukaryota; Metazoa; Chordata; Actinopteri; Cichliformes; Cichlidae. The record is from RefSeq and is a predicted model, not a curated record. The transcript is spliced from 3 exons.
AACAGACCAUAGCAAAGCAAACAGAAAGUCAAAGUCCAGUGAUAAUCUGGCCAAACUAGUUUUGAACACCUGAGUUUUGAAAUGUUCUACGGGUUAUUCAGGCAUGAAGCACUUUAAUUAGAUAUGCAUGUCUAUGUGUUACUUAGGGUGAACGGUACUAUUUCUAUUUGUCUAAAAUUAUUUUUCUUUUGUAGACAGCAAAAGCAAAAGGUCUUGAGAAAAGUUUCUCCUUGAAUAUGUUCCUGCUGUAUUACCUGAAUGACAACAGCAAAGCAUUCAAAGUUCUGGAAAAGCAGCUCUCUUCAGUCGGCUGCAAGGUGAAGUUAAAUUUUGAGGAGGAGAAGGCUGUAGUUAAAGAGGACAUGGAGAAGGGGCCAGGAGCAUGCUCUGCAGAGAAAGUGGAGCAACAGCUGGCUUGGGUCUUCACCAGUCUCACCGACACCUACCUCUGCUAUCAUGUGGUCGAACCAAAACAGGUGAAAAUGGUACUGCAGGACCCGUCCUUUAAGACAGAUGAUAUCAAAGUGUACACAGAGAGUGGCUAUGCUGUGGUUGUGGGAGAGGUUCAAGCUGUGAAGGAGAAGAUUGCAAGAAUGGAAAAAAGCCUACCCACCAAAAAGGAAGUGCCAAUUGUGGAGAAAUUGUUCAAGCUCGUAGAAGAAGAGUUCAAUCGAGAAAUGUGCGCUAACUAUCCAGAUGUUAAAGUCAUCAGAGGUAGUGCCACAAUCACUUUGGAGGGCUCUGACACAGAGGUGCAGUCAGGAGCUGCAAAACUGGAUGAACUAAUUAAGAACAUAAAGGAAAAGAGAGUCAAGUUCCCCGCUGCUCUGCUAACCUUCAUCAAAACCAGUGGAGCUAUCUCCAAAUACCAAGCUCGUUUCCAGCAGAGCCUCAGAAACCCUGUUUUCUUUGAGGUGGGUUCAGAUCUGGUUCUGUCCAGUUUGUCCUCUGAUGCUCUGAAUGAGGCCGAGGCAGCAGUGAUGAGAGAGCUUAAAGUGGCCACUGUGCAGCUGCAGGGAGCUGCAGCAGUACCUCCAGAUUUAGACAGACUAAAGGAAAUCCUGAUUAAAGCCAAGAAAGAAGCAAACAUUAGUGAGCUAAGGGUGGAUGUGAGCUUCAUGCCAGGAGCCAGUGGAACUGCAACCACCAAAGUACGACUGGUGGGCUACAGUGAAGAUAUUAACAAGGUCAAUGAGGUCCUUCGUGACUUCCAGAUAAAUAAGGUUACGACUGAAGAAGAGGUGAAACUGCCACAUCCUGAACUGGUUGACUGCUUUGAUAAAGUAUUAGGCCUGAUCGGUAUGAAGGAGACUAAGGUGACCUUGAAAGCCUCGCAUGUUCCACAUCCCUGUGUACUCGUGAAGGGUCCUCGUUCUCUGGUUCAAAAAGUUCAAACAGACUUAGCCACGAGUCUAGCGCAGCUGUCAACUGAUACAGUGGUGUUAAAUGAACCUGUGGUGCAGUGGUACUUCCAGGGAGAUGGGAGACAAAACACAGAACUGGUGGAGAGAUCCUGUCAGGUCCUCAUCAGAGAGAAAAAACAUCUUCAAAGUACUGGAACUACAUCAAAUUUGUACUAAAGACCACAAUACAGCAACAGACAACAUGAGACAAAUAUUAAACUUAAUCUGCUCUUCUUCCUCUCAGCGCCCACGAGUGACCUUGCUGAUAUCACCAUAACUCUGAAAGGCGGAGUGAAACUACAAGUGGUGUUUGGUGACAUCACUAAUGAGACUACAGAUGCUGUGGUGAACACAACGGACUUCAGAGACUUUCGGACAGAUGGAGUAUGCAAAGACAUCUUAAGAAAGGCUGGGCCUCAGGUUGAGGCUGCACUGAAAAACGGAAAAGUGAACAGUGGAGAGAUUUUGGAAACACCGCCUGGCAUGUUCCCUUGUAAAGCCAUUUUACACAUGUGUGGAGAAAGAGAUACAGCCGUCAUCGAGCAGCUGCUUCGUCGCAUCAUUCAACUUUGUGAGUCUUCUGGUUACAAGUCUUUGGCUGUUCCUGCCAUCUGUGCUGGUGAGUAGUGUGGGAGUCAUUAAAGAUGCAUAAAACAUCAAAGUUAUUUAUGGAGUUUUGUUUGACUGGUUGUCCAGGAUCUGGUGGAUUGGACCCUGAUUCUGUGGCACAUGCCAUCCUCCAAGGGGUUAAGACUGCUGCCUCGUCCCAUCCUCUCCAGCGUCUCGCCAACAUUCGCCUUGUACUCAACAAGCUCUCGGUGUUCCUGGCAUUUAAAAAGAAAGCAAUGCAGAUGUUUCCCUUUGCUGUG